Molecule: messenger RNA, 1168 nt
Organism: Aedes albopictus (Asian tiger mosquito)
Lineage: Eukaryota; Metazoa; Arthropoda; Insecta; Diptera; Culicidae
Product: histone H1
Exons: 2
Coding region: 149-1063 (304 amino acids)
Biological process (GO): nucleosome assembly
Cellular component (GO): nucleosome
Molecular function (GO): DNA binding; structural constituent of chromatin
Source: RefSeq, a predicted model, not a curated record
CUAUUGUUGCCAUUCGUACUGUUCCGAUUAUUGCUGGAUACGUUUAUCUGAUUGUGGCGUGUGUUUGGUCUGCUUCAUUCCGAAAUUAUAUUUUUUUUAUAUUUUGCAAUACCAAUAGCAGUAAUAUUAGAAUUUACAUCAACCAACGAUGAGUCAAUCAGAAGAAGAAACAUCCGGAACAGAAUCUCCGUUUCUCAAAUCGCGAACAGUUACCCGCAAUGAAAGUUCUUCAGAGGAGUAUGAAUCGGAUCAGGAGGAAAGCGGCGACGAAAAUGAACAACAGCAGUCUGAUACCGAAGAAUCAGAAGUGGUGCAAGCUAAACCCCCUACAGUCAGCAUUCCACAAUCGGCGCCAAAGCCCAAUAUUGAGCCACGCGCUCCACGUCCGACAGUAAAAUCGAAGUCGUACGACGUUAUGAUAUUGGAUGCAAUGAAUGCCCUCGACGAAAACAAGAAGUCCGGGGUGUCCAUCAGAAGCGUUUCGAAGUACGUUCAGGAUAACAUGCCAGUACCUGAGAACUUCAAAAUGUUCAUGUUCAAAAAGGCCGUCGACAAAGCACUGAGCAAGGAUAUGUUCGUUCACACUUCUGGAACGGGAAUGGCGGGAUCGAUUGCUUUCUCAGCGGCGCACAAGAAAACGAAGAAACUUCAGCAGGCGAAGGAGAUGAAGGCUGCUGAGAAAAAAGCGAAAACAGAAGCGAAAGCCAAGGCGAAGGCUGAAACGGCAAAGGCUAAGCCAAAAACCACCAAAGCCGCUGCCAAGCCAAAACCAAAGGAUAAAAACAACAAUCCUUCUGAAAAGCUAGCGGACUCGAAAAACACAACCGUGAAAGGAAAGAAAGCCAGACUUUCCGUGUCCUUAUUACCUACCUUGAAAGCUAAAGCUAAGCCGAAACCGAAGGCAGCUGUGAAAUCUGAAACAGAAGCACCAAAAACGACAACCACCAAAGAGGUAAAGAAGGCCGGGGUAGACGCGACUGAGCAAAGCACCAAAGGAAGAGCAAAAGCCGGCCCACCCAAAGCAGCGACCACAAAAGGCAAGGCUGCGAAUUCAAAAAAGUAGGCAUGCUUUCAAAAUUUGGUUAAAGUUUUAGCACAUUUUGUAUUUUCUCAUUAUAUUUAUUAUAAGUUGAAGCAAUGUUAGAUAAAUAAAUUGUUUUUUUUACUG